This is a messenger RNA of Oppia nitens, 582 nucleotides long. Its product is annotated as probable serine protease do-like. Bases 1 to 582 code for a protein of 193 amino acids. NCBI's taxonomy places the organism in Eukaryota, Metazoa, Arthropoda, Arachnida, Sarcoptiformes, Oppiidae. The record is from RefSeq and is a predicted model, not a curated record. The transcript has a single exon.
AUGAUACCAUCGGAUAGUAUACCGGAUAUCAUAAGUAAUAAUCAAAUAAAUGUUAUUAGAUUAGUAAACCCGGGUUAUAUUGGUGGCGGUGGUAGUACCGGAAGUGGGUGUAUAAUUAACAAACAAUACGGUCUAUUGGUUACCAAUGUUCAUAUAGCUAAUGAUAUAAGACAAUUGAAUUGCCAUUAUUUGAUAAAAACUAGUGAUAAUAAAAUCAUUAGUCGUUAUCGUAACGGACGGGUACUAUACUGUGAACCGUAUCGUGAUUUAGCACUCGUUAGCCUAGAGUUUACUGGCAGUGAUGACAAAGACAACGAACUGACCGAUCAGUUUGUAUUGGCCGACCAGAAACCGGCCGAUUUUGGCGAACAACUUAUCUGUAUUGGAUAUCCCAAACCAUACCGUUUACAGAGUAUGACUUUAGGCUAUGUUUGUUGCGGUCGGCGGACGUUUAAUGAGACAAUGUUUUCGUAUAGUGUCAGCUCUUUUAUACACCAUUCCAGUGGUACUAUUUCUGGCUAUUCUGGUGGACCAUUGAUCGAUGAAAUGGGACGGUUAGCCGGCAUUCAUCACAUACUAUAA